Messenger RNA from Salvia splendens (bonfire salvia), 719 nucleotides. RefSeq lists its product as uncharacterized. NCBI's taxonomy places the organism in Eukaryota, Viridiplantae, Streptophyta, Magnoliopsida, Lamiales, Lamiaceae. The record is from RefSeq and is a predicted model, not a curated record. Bases 84 to 464 code for a protein of 126 amino acids. The transcript has 2 exons.
CGAUAUACUCACAUCUUUUUGGAUAUUGAUUUUACACAGUAAUUUCUGAGCUGCAAUAGAAAGAAAAUCCCCAAAUUGGAUCAAUGGCGUCCGCUGCGAAAUCCCUAUUCCAAACCCUCCGCCGCUACAUCAAGAAGCCAUGGGAAUACACCGGCCCCGUCGCCCACCCUGAAUACCAACACUCCAUCCCCAAGGCGACGGACUACCGGGUUUACUGCCCCGCCACCGUCCCCGGCAAGGCCAUCGUGCCCAACUCUCUCCCCGAUACUGUUUACGACAUCAAGUAUUUUAGCCGAGAUCAGCGCCGCAACCGCCCCCCGAUUAAGCACACAUUUUUGAAGAAGGCUGACGUGGAGCGGAUGAAGAAGGAAAAGACGUUCGAUCUGAGUGAGUUCCCGCAGCCGUACCUGACUGCGACUGUUGUCGAGGACGAAAAUGCCAUCGGCGGCGGAUACCAGAAGUAGAAUGCUGGCUCGUGAGCUGUGACUGCUAUCUGGCUGCUUGAAGUUCUGAUAAAAUGUAAGCUUGGUUUUAUGCAGCUGGUUUUCUCUGUCCAGAUAAUUUUCUUGAAACGAACAAGUUGUAUUCCAUGACAUGUACUUUCUUACCCGAGUUGUUUCCCCAAUAAUGUAUUCUCACCUCAAAGGAGUAUUUUGCAGCUCCAAUGUGUUUUAUAUCUAUAAUCAUUGCUAGAUGUGCCUUAUUAGGCUUUUGCUUUC